AUGCGAUCUCCACUCACUGGAUCGUCCAACAACAAUAACAACAAUAAUACAACUUUAUUUGGCAAUGCAAACAAUAAUCCACCUUCGUUAAGUAGCCAACUUGGCACGACACUUCCUCCUCCAAGCUCUUUUUCUACUUCAGACCAUUCGAAACCUGUGUUACCACCACUUCCUUCAACGGCGCGUGCUCCUUCACCUUACGAUGAUCACCAUCAUUCAGCUCUAUCUUUACCUCCACCUUCUUCUCAACCAACGGAACAGCGACAAAGAAGCUCUACAAGGACACCACCUCCACAAAAGUCUCCUUCUACUGAAACAUCAAGUCAAUCUGCUGGUUACCGACCUCUGAAUGUACGAGAUGCUCUUACUUAUUUGGACCAAGUGAAAGUGCGAUUUUCUGAUCAACCUGACGUAUACAAUCGUUUUUUGGAUAUCAUGAAGGAUUUUAAGAGUCAAGUAAUCGAUACGCCAGGUGUCAUUGAACGCGUAUCUACAUUAUUCAAAGGUCACUCUAUGCUUAUAUCUGGAUUUAAUACUUUUUUGCCACCUGGUUAUCGAAUUGAAUGCUCUAAUGAUCCUCAUGAACCUGAUCUUAUUCGUGUGACAACGCCAAAUGGUACAACAACAACAACUGGCAAUCCUCCAUCCCAACCUCCUCUACCUCCUCCUUCAUCAUCCUCUAUCAUGGCUUCGGCUCCAUCUACAACGUCUUCUCAAUACAUGCCCAUGGGACGAUCAUCGGUAGCUCCACCUCCACCAGCAUCACCACAGAGCGGAAAACGGUCUCCUGUGGAAUUCAAUCAUGCCAUCAAUUAUGUGAAUAAGAUAAAGAAUCGAUUUGCAAAUGAACCAGAUACCUACAAGCAAUUCUUAGAAAUAUUACAAACCUAUCAGAAGGAACAAAAACCAAUUCAAGAAGUUUAUGCUCAUGUGCAAUAUCUCUUCAACGGUGCUCCCGAUCUUCUGGAUGAAUUCAAACAAUUCCUACCCGACAUUACUGGUCAACCUGCCAGUGUAUUAUUCGGUGAAGAUCAUGGCCCAUUUUAUGGCGAAAACGGUAUGGACUCUACCCCUGUCACAUAUGGUAUACAUCCUACAGUGUCUGCAGAAGAAGUCGAAUUAUUUGAACGUAUCCGCAAAUAUAUUGGCAAUAAACCAUCAUAUGAAGAAUUUCUCAAAACCCUCAAUCUUUACACACAACAAAUUGUUGAUCUGGAUCAAUUAAUGGAACAAGUAGAAGUUUUCAUUGGAAGUAACAAGGAAUUAUUGGAUUGGUUCAAGAGUGUACUAGGUUAUGAAUCCAAAGAACAUCCCAUUCGACGUCCUGCUCGUACGCUUGCCAAACCUGAUUUGAUGCAUUGUGCUACUGUGGCUGAUAGUCCUAGUUACCGUUUAGCUCCAGUAGAUUGGCAAAAUCAAACUUGUUCUGGUAGAGACCAAUUAGCUUGGGAAGUCUUAAAUGAUGUUUAUGUAUCUCAUCCUAUUUGGGCUAGUGAAGAUGAUGGUUUCGUUGCUUCCAAGAAAAGUCAAUAUGAAGAAGCUAUGCAUCGAUGUGAAGAAGAGAGAUACGAUUACAAUAUGAAUAUCGAAGCCAAUCUCAAUACUAUUGCAUUGUUAGAACCUAUUUCUAAGAAACUAGAAACUAUGACAUUGGAAGAAAAAGCAGCCUAUCGACUUUAUCCUGGACUUGGUGGACAAUCUGUUACCAUUUACGAACGUAUCAUCAAGAAGGUCUAUGACAAGGAACGAGGCAUGGAAAUCAUUGAACUUUUAUACAACAAUCCUGCUCAAGUUGUUCCAAUUUUAUUAAGACGAUUAAAACAAAAAGAUGAAGAAUGGAAGAAGGCUCAGCGUGAAUGGAACAAAAUAUGGCGUGAACUAGAUAACAAAAACUAUUAUCGAUCUCUGGAUUAUCAAGGCAUUACCUUUAAAGGCAAUGAUCGAAAAGCAAUGACAGUCAAGGCUAUGGUAACGGAAAUUGAAGGAUUACAUAAAAGCAAGAAAUUGAAACAAAGCCAAAAGAAUGUAUCGACCAAGACGCAUUGUCAAUUUAUGUUUGAAUUCCCUGAUAAGGAUGUUUUCAAGGAUGUGACUCGUGUUGUGUAUUCUUAUAUCGAUCGCCAAGCUGGAUUCAACAGCCAUGAUAGAGAAAAGGUACGCACAUUUAUUCGAUCAUUCAUACCUCUCUGUUUCAAUGUUGACAAUGUGGAACCCGAAGGUGUCAGUAACUACUCGGACGACAAUGAUGAUGAUGAAUUGAUGGAUGAUGAUGAUGACGCUCAAUCAACCAACACCGAGGAUUCAGAAUCUGAUGUAGCACGAUCACCUAGCAAACGAGAAGCAUCACCAUCACGGCGACGCAGCAGACGUGGCCGCAACCAAGAAGAUGAUCACACGAUGGACUUGAAACGAACAAUUUAUAAUUUCUUCUGCAACACUACCUUUUAUGCCUUUUUCCGGUUAUUCGAGAUGAUUUAUGGUCGAUUACUAAAAUUGAAACAACUGAAUGAAGAAUACAUGAAGGAUCCUCGUCAUGGAAAGAAAACUAAUCAGGUUGCGUUACAAUUAGGACUCUAUAGCAACAAAUUUGAUGACAUUUCGACUUCGAAUGGAUACUAUAACGCUGUACUGGAUUUGAUUGAUCGAUUCUUUGAUGGUGAGGUUGAACCUCAAUUGUUUGAAGAAAGCAUACGAUAUUUCUUUGUGACAGAUGCCUAUUUACUAUUUACUAUCGAUAAAUUGGUCCAUGCAUUCGUAAAACAGAUUCAAGCCGUUACUGUUGAUACAGACUCUGUUGAACUCGUGCGCCUCUUCCGUAGUGAUCAAGAACUAGAUGUGACAUCAAGCAGGAUAUUAUCUGUUUAUAGAUUAAGAGCUGAAGAAAUCGUGGGAUCUGAAGAAAACUUGUACAAGAUCAAUUUUGAUAAGAAAACGGAUGUGAUGACGAUUCAAUUACUUGAUAGUGAUGAUUACAUGUUGGAACCAAAUAAGGAAGACAAGUAUGAAGAUUAUAUUAGCAGCUAUAUGGACUGGGUCAAUCCAACCGAAGGAGUGUGUAUAUCAUCCAUGAAACCAACAUAUAUGAAAAGGUAA
Molecule: messenger RNA, 3093 nt
Organism: Halteromyces radiatus
Lineage: Eukaryota; Fungi; Mucoromycota; Mucoromycetes; Mucorales; Cunninghamellaceae
Exons: 13
Coding region: 1-3093 (1030 amino acids)
Biological process (GO): negative regulation of transcription by RNA polymerase II
Cellular component (GO): Sin3-type complex; chromatin
Molecular function (GO): transcription corepressor activity
Source: RefSeq, a predicted model, not a curated record